CCCCGCCAAAUAAAAACAUCUCGAGCAUACUUCCGUUCAUUUUCAUGAUCUGACACUUUUUAGCUUAGAGAAGCUAAAACUCCUUUUUUUUAUAUACACGUCUACAUCUUUCUCCAUAAUCAUGCUUCAGGUUCCCCUUCGAGAGAAAGCCAAUGGUGCUAAUAAAGGCACCAAGGCCGUCAUCUUAGUCGGCGGCCCUUCGAGAGGAACCCGGUUUCGCCCUCUCUCGCUCGAUGUCCCCAAGCCCCUCUUCGACGUUGCUGGACACCCUAUCGUAUGGCACUGCUUGACCGCUAUUGCGAAAGUACCCUCCAUUCAGGAGGUUGUCAUGAUCGGUUACUACGACGAAUCCGUAUUCAAGGACUUCAUCAAAGAAGCCGCCUCCGAGUUCCCUAACCUCCCUAUCAAAUACCUACGAGAAUACCAAGCCCUAGGUACCGCAGGCGGCCUUUACCACUUCCGAGAUGCGAUUCUCAAGGGCCGACCCGAGCGCAUCUUCGUCCUCAACUCGGACGUGUGCUGUUCUUUCCCGCUCAACGAGAUGGCCGAGCUCUUCGACAAUAAGGAUGCCGAGGCUGUCAUUCUGGGAACGCGGGUGAGCGAAGACGCCGCGACCAACUUCGGUUGCAUUGUGUCCGAUCAGCACUCCCGCCGUGUCCUACAUUACGUCGAGAAGCCGGAAAGCCACAUAUCCAACCUGAUCAACUGCGGCGUAUACCUAUUCAGCGUCGACGCCAUCUUCCCCAGCAUCAAGACCGCCAUCAAGCGAAGAACCGACCGACCCAGGUUGGUCUCGUACCCGUCGUCCGAGAACCUCGAGUCGAGCUUCAUGGCUGAAGAGGACGAGGAGCGCAAGAACGAGGUCAUCCGUCUGGAACAGGACAUCCUAAGCGACCUCGCCGAUAGCAAGCAGUUCUUCGUCUACGAGACAAAGGACUUCUGGCGCCAGAUCAAGACCGCCGGCUCCGCCGUCCCGGCCAAUGCGCUAUACCUACAGAAGGCCUACCAGACCGGAUCCAACGAGCUUUCGAAGCCUUCUCCCAACGUCAUACCUCCCGUGUUCAUCCACCCGUCCGCCCACGUCGAUCCUACUGCCAAGCUCGGCCCCAACGUUUCGGUCGGACCCCGUGUAACAAUCGGACCCGGCGCGCGUGUCAAGGAGUCUAUCGUCCUUGAGGAUGCGGAAAUCAAGCACGAUGCUUGCGUUCUGUACUCUAUUGUCGGCUGGAACAGCCGCGUAGGUGCCUGGGCCCGUGUCGAGGGUACACCUACACCCGUCACGAGCCACUCGACUAGCAUCGUGAAGAACGGCGUCAAGGUACAAAGUAUUACCAUUUUAGGCAAGGAAUGCGGUGUCGGAGAUGAAGUGCGCGUGCAGAACUGUGUCUGCUUGCCUUUCAAGGAGUUGAAGAGGGAUGUCGCUAACGAAGUCAUUAUGUAAGAAGAUUGGGUAAACGGAUCAACUUACAGGCCUCUCAUCUUCCUAUGAAAUGUAAGGGUCUAUGGAUCUAAGGAGGCACAGUCGGGUUCCGUCUUCGGUGUAAUGGACUAAUGGACAUUAAAAAAUGCGGUGAUACCUACGGCGUGACAUGCUAGCAAGCGAGGUAGUUAGGACUUUUAUAUAAUUGACGACGCGCUUGCUUUGACUCAACUCAUGAUUGCGGUUUUACUGGCCUGCAGGCCUAGGCUAUUCUCUUAUCGUGUUGACCGUACAAGCAGAUGAAAUCGUCAAUGUCAUGCUGAAGUAUAAUGUUAAAGCAUAUCUCC
Molecule: messenger RNA, 1767 nt
Organism: Annulohypoxylon truncatum
Lineage: Eukaryota; Fungi; Ascomycota; Sordariomycetes; Xylariales; Hypoxylaceae
Product: nucleotide-diphospho-sugar transferase
Exons: 4
Coding region: 122-1441 (439 amino acids)
Biological process (GO): biosynthetic process
Cellular component (GO): cytoplasm
Molecular function (GO): transferase activity
Source: RefSeq, a predicted model, not a curated record